This is a messenger RNA of Xylona heveae TC161, 1254 nucleotides long. RefSeq names its product aminotransferase GliI. The record is from RefSeq and is a predicted model, not a curated record. The transcript has 3 exons. NCBI's taxonomy places the organism in Eukaryota, Fungi, Ascomycota, Xylonomycetes, Xylonales, Xylonaceae. The coding region runs from base 1 to 1254 and encodes 417 amino acids. Gene Ontology annotation, molecular function: pyridoxal phosphate binding; transaminase activity. Gene Ontology annotation, biological process: amino acid metabolic process; biosynthetic process.
AUGUUGUCCCGCCAAAGCAAAGAGAGAAGCAAAACGCUGAUUCCGUACUUACUGAGCCAGCAUGACGCAGUACUCUCUGGCAAUCAAGAAACCGUCGACCUAAGCACUGCAGAGAAUUGGCUGAUAAAGGAUAAAAUACUGGAAGGCCUACCAAAGGCGUUGGAGAGUUUUGACAAUUCUGAUUUAUCAUACGCUCAAGGUAUCGGCGGGUGCUCGAAAACAAGAGAGCGCCUGUCUGCAUUCAUUAAUGAGCAUUUCAACCCAUUCUCCAAGGUUGAUUCAUCGGAAAUUGUUCUGGCGGCGGGUGGCAGUUUUGCUCUGACGGCGCUUGCGCAGCAAAUAUGUGACCCUGGGGAUGGAAUACUCAUCGCGGCUCCAUACUGGGCCGGACUAGAUAUCUCCCUAAGCGUACAUCAUGAUGCAAAGGUCGUUCCUGUUCAUAUACCGUUGGAUGAAUUUUUCGAUGUGACAGGCGUAAAAUAUUACGAGGCUGCACUGAAGAGCAGCCCUGUUCCCGUCAAAGCUGUGCUGGUUUGUAAUCCGCACAAUCCAUUGGGCAGAUGCUACCCAAGGGAAACGCUGCAGGCAAUGGUAGACUUCUGCUCUCGCAACAGCCUGCAUUACAUUUCCGAUGAGGUCUAUGCCCUGUCCUUGCAUAGACCUGUGGAACAUGACUAUGUCCCGUUUACAUCGGCUCUGUCACUCGACGGUGGAAAGGGCUUGGUUCAUGUGAUAUACAGUCUUAGCAAGGAUUUUGGAUGUAGCGGACUCCGUCUGGGCGCAUUUAUCACACAAGGCAAUGAAACCGUUCGUCUGAGUGGUGCACUGAACACUCAUAGUCAGACAUCAACCAUGGCGACGUCAAUGGCUUUGCGGCAUUUCCUGAGGGAUGAUAUCGUGACACACAUUCAAACCGAGGGAGCAGAGAAACUUACCACUGCUUACCAUAAGAUACGCGACUUUCUAGCUGCACGGCGCAUUCCGUUCUCUCAAGCACCCUAUGGCCUGUUUGUCUUCGCGAGACUUUGCCUCAGUGACAGUGUCGAAAGCGAGAAAUUACUGAAUCAGUGUAUCAAAAAAGCUGGCGUAGCAGUCUCUACUGGCACAAGCUACCAUUUUAACCAGGCUGGUUGGUUCCGUAUCUGCUAUGCUGUUCCGCCGGAGCAACUGGAAGAAGGCUUGCGAAGGAUUGAUAAAGGCAUGACGAUGUUUCAUGACCUGAUUUCUCAGGCCGAUAGUACUUUAUCCGCGUAG